Messenger RNA from Ilex paraguariensis (yerba mate), 1564 nucleotides. NCBI's taxonomy places the organism in Eukaryota, Viridiplantae, Streptophyta, Magnoliopsida, Aquifoliales, Aquifoliaceae. The record is from the annotation of a GenBank genome assembly.
UUGCCCUUUUUGCCAUCUUGUUUUUCUUCAAUUCUUUGUCUGUUGGUCUCGUCUCUAAUGGCGAAAACAGUCGAAAAAAUAACGGGCGUAGCAAAGGAAACGACGGAAUUGAAGAGAGAACUGCAGAGACUGGUGAAUGCUAUAGUUGAUGACGAUGAUCACAGCGAAGAGACCACUGAUCAGGCCAUGAUGACCUUGUAUUCUCUCAAGAAAUUAAUUUGGAAGCGCUCUCUUUCUCUUUCUUUGGAACUGGACAGUCCUAAUUUUCCUGAUGAAUUUAAGUGCCCUCUUUCCAAAGCUCUCAUGAAAGACCCUGUUAUCUUGGCCACCGGUCAGACGUAUGAUCGGCAAUUAAUCGAAAACUGGUUGAAAGAUGGUAAAAGAAUAUGCCCCCAAACCCAGCACGUUCUGUCCUACACGGUGGUUACCCCUAAUUGCUUAGUACGGGAAAUGAUUUCACAAUGGUGUAAGAAGAAUGGCCUUGUGCUGCCAAACCCUGCCCAGGGUCCUGAUGAGGAAUUAAUUGCAGAUGCAGAGCGAGAACAUUUGAAUUCACUGCUCGAGAAAUUGUCCUCUUCUCUUUCUGAUCAGAAAGAGGCUGCAAAAGAGCUAAGGUUGCUGACCAAACGUACGCCACAUAUCAGGGCUCUUUUUGGACAAAUUGCUAAUGCCCUUCUCCAAUUGCUCAAGCCGUUGGCACCUAGGAGGAUAGAUGACCAUCCUGAUUUACAAGAGGAUUUGAUCACUACAGUCUUGAAUGUCUCGAUACAUGAUAGCAAUAAGAAGUUGGUUGCAGAUAAUCCAGUGGCCAUCCCUAUACUUAUUAAAUCAUUGAAAUUCGGUAACAUAGACACAAGAAGAAAUGCUGCUGCAGCUCUUCUCUCAUUAUCACUACUUAAUUCCACCAACAAGCUCAUUAUUGGAGAGGCGGGUGCUAUCAAACCUUUGAUUAACCUUCUGGAAGAAGGACAUUUGUUAGCCAUGAAGGAUGCUGCAUCAGCAAUUCUCAGCCUAUGCAUUGUCGAUGAGAAUAACGCAAGGGCAGUGCAUGAAGGGGCAGUUAGGGUUAUUUGGGCAAAAAUCAUGAAUGGUAUACUUGUGAAUGAGUUGUUGCCUAUUCUUGCCUUGCUCUCCUUGCAUGAAAAGGCUGUUGAGGAGAUGGAGGAGCUCAGUGCAGUACCUUGCUUGCUUAGUAUUUUAAGGGACAACACGGAUGAACGCGCCAAGGAGAGUUGUAUUGCAAUCCUUUACACAAUAAUUUCUUAUGAUCUACUCAAAUUGAGGAUGGUCAAGGAAGAGGAAGAUGUCAAUGGAACUAUCUCCAAGCUUGCAGAAUCUGGGACUUUGAGGGCCAGGAGGAAGGCAAAUGACAUCCUUGAGAUGCUGAAUCCCAAGCACCCAUUGUAGAUAAUAUUACUUUGUCUUACACUGUACAAACCAUGACGCCAAUGCCAAUUUGUUACUUGUAGAUAACAUUUUCCUACACAUGCUCACUUUUUCAUUUCAAAUGGAUUUCAGGUGCGCUUUAGGGUUUUAGAUCAGCAGUUGACGUUGUAUUUUGACC